AUGGCUACCACCUUUUCUUCAUCCGAAAAUGUUCAUCAUUUUCGCUCAAUGAGCUUGCCAACCUUGGCUCAUCCAAGCACUAUUCAGGCUGAAGAAGAGAUAUGUGAGUUUCGAAAAUGGGAGGCGUCGAUGUCUUCUGUUCCUACUGCUGAUACAUUGUGUGGUGCACUAGUGAGGCUACAAGGAUUAUAUGAAUGUGUAGAUGGUCUUCUCAGUUUGCCUCUAACCCAACAAGCUCUUACGCAUAGCCAAUAUACAAAUUUGGUGAAUGCAUUGUUGGACAAAUCCAUUAGUCUUAUGGAUAUUUGCGAGUCUACAAGGGAUUUGGUGUCUCAAGCGAAAGAAAACGCUAGAGAUGUUCAAUCCGCGGUCAGAAGAAAAAAAGGAGAUGUAAGCAUAGCCACCUCUUUCAUGAAGAACCUCAAGAAAGAUACCAAAAAAGCGAUUUCUUCCUUGAAACAAAUUGAUGAGAAGAUUGGAGGAAUGCCUCCAAUCGAUCUAGAUCAUCAUGUUUUAUCGGUUAUUAAAGUAGUAAGGGAUGUUGGUGUUGUGAGGUCUUCGGUUUAUAGAUCACUCUUGUUGUUUUUGUCUGGAUCUGUUGCAAAAUCCAAACAGACAACAAGGUGGUCCAUAGUUUCCAAAAUGAUUAACAAAGGCGCGCCCGAGGAGAAAAAUCAGGUUCAAGUUUUCAAUGGUGAUCUAGAGUCCCUUUUUGAAGAAAUGGAGAAUGGUUUGGAUAGCAUGUUUAGGAGUUUGAUUAAAACAAGAGCCUCUCUUUUAAACAUUCUUCCUCCUAAACAUUCUCUAAAUUUACUCAGCAGUGUUACCAUGGAUCAACCUUAA
Molecule: messenger RNA, 843 nt
Organism: Erigeron canadensis
Lineage: Eukaryota; Viridiplantae; Streptophyta; Magnoliopsida; Asterales; Asteraceae
Exons: 1
Coding region: 1-843 (280 amino acids)
Biological process (GO): root development; shoot system development
Source: RefSeq, a predicted model, not a curated record